Messenger RNA from Rhineura floridana, 2068 nucleotides. RefSeq names its product hydroxyacyl-CoA dehydrogenase trifunctional multienzyme complex subunit beta (gene HADHB). The record is from RefSeq and is a predicted model, not a curated record. Bases 108 to 1529 code for a protein of 473 amino acids. Gene Ontology annotation, molecular function: acyltransferase activity, transferring groups other than amino-acyl groups. Lineage: Eukaryota; Metazoa; Chordata; Lepidosauria; Squamata; Rhineuridae. Gene Ontology annotation, biological process: fatty acid beta-oxidation. The transcript is spliced from 16 exons.
CGGCUGCCUUCGCCCCGCCGCCUACUUCUCCGCGGUUCCUCUUACGCCUCCGAAAAACACGCCACGCUUUAUUUUCCUUUCUCCGUGAAGUUCUUUGAGAUUUCAAAAUGACAUCUAUGCUGACCUGCGCUGCCAAAACCCUUCCUGCUGUCUGUCCAUGGGCUGCCAGAUUCUCUGUGAGAUCCCUCAGCUGUUCGCCGCAGUUACAUGUAGCAGUUCAGCCCAAGAGUAAAAAAACUUUAGCUAAAAGUGGGAUGAAGAAUGUGGUGGUGGUGGAUGGUGUUCGCAUCCCCUUUUUGCAGUCAGGAACCUCGUAUGCAGACUUGAUGCCACAUGACUUGUCCAGAGCAGCACUGAAAGGCUUGCUGAACCGGACUGAUGUGCCCAAGGAUGCUGUUGAAUACAUUGUGUUUGGCACCGUUAUCCAGGAGGUGAAAACAAGCAACGUUGCUAGAGAGGCUGCCCUGGGAGCCGGCUUCUCUGACAAAACUCCAGCCCACACGGUCACCAUGGCUUGCAUCUCUUCAAACCAGGCAAUGACAACAGGAAUUGGUCUGAUUGCAUCUGGCCAAAUGGACGUGGUGGUUGCUGGCGGUGUUGAACUGAUGUCGGAUGUUCCCAUCAGACAUAGCCGAAAAAUGAGGAAGACGAUGCUGGGGCUCACGAGGGCCAAAACCCUGGGUCAGAGGCUGUCCCUGAUCUCCAAAAUCCGUCCUGAUUACUUUGCUCCAGAGCUCCCAGCAGUGGCCGAGUUCUCCAGCAGCGAGACUAUGGGCCAUUCGGCAGACCGGCUGGCAGCUGCCUUUGCCAUCACGCGCUUGGAACAAGACGAGUAUGCGCUGCGCUCACACAGCCUGGCCAAGAAGGCGCAAGACGACGGGCUCCUCACUGACGUGGUACCCUUCAAAGUGCCAGGGAGGGACACCGUCGUGCGGGAUAACGGAGUGCGCCCAUCUUCGUUGGAGCAGAUGGGAAGGCUGAAAGCUGCCUUUGUCAAACCUUACGGGACGGUCACAGCUGCCAAUUCCUCUUUCCUGACGGACGGAGCAUCGGCGGUCCUGUUGAUGUCUGAAGAGAAGGCUUUAGCGAUGGGGUACAAACCGAAGGCCUACCUCAGAGAUUUUGUGUACGUAUCCCAGGACCCAAAGGACCAGCUGCUGCUUGGGCCCACCUACGCCACCCCCAAAGUUCUGGAAAGGGCUGGCCUAACGAUGGCAGACAUCGAUGCAUUUGAGUUUCACGAAGCCUUUGCAGGGCAAAUUUUAGCUAAUCUGAAAGCCAUGGAUUCCGACUGGUUUGCCCAGAACUACAUGGGCCGAAAGUCUAAGGUUGGAGCUCCCCCUCUGGAGAAAUUCAACAACUGGGGUGGGUCCCUGUCGCUGGGACAUCCCUUUGGGGCCACUGGCUGCCGCUUGGUCAUGACUGCCGCCCACCGGCUGAAGAAGGAGGGAGGGCAGUUUGGUCUGGUAGCUGCUUGUGCCGCUGGAGGACAGGGCCAUGCAAUGCUUGUGGAGCUCUACCCACAGUGAAUACACCGAUGACUGCUGCGAAGGGCUCUGCCUCUCACCUUGCCCAAGACCUCCAUACCGUUCCAGUGCACAUCCCAAAUCCAUCUUUGGUCCUUCCUUGAAAGGACUCCCAGUGGCCUUUGUGAAUAUUUUCUAGUUGCCUGUGGAAGCUGCCUAACAAGUAGCAGGUGGACCCUCCUAAGGUCUGUCUAGUCCAUAAAAGGGGCUUUUGUGGUUUAUGUAAUGCAACACACAGACACAUCCCAACCUACAACAGAGACGCCCUUUUCUCUCUCUCAGGAGAAGAGUGUUAGGAUCUGGAGUACUCUAAUUCUGAAAGCAAAAGGAUCUGCAAAAGGAUGAGUGGUUUGGUUUUAAAGGAAAACUUGUAGGGAGGGCGCAGUUGUUUUUUUCUUAGAGGACUUCUGAGCUGGACUGAAUUCAGCUAGGCUAUUUCUUAGAAGAGAAGGCCUUGCGCAAAGAAAAUGGACUGUUAACGAAGAGGGAUGGAGUGUUUGUCGCCACGCAUCAGCCUUAAUAAAUAAGAGAAAUUGUGGGAA